This is a messenger RNA of Ooceraea biroi (clonal raider ant), 3634 nucleotides long. Its product is annotated as glutathione hydrolase 7. NCBI's taxonomy places the organism in Eukaryota, Metazoa, Arthropoda, Insecta, Hymenoptera, Formicidae. Gene Ontology annotation, biological process: glutathione catabolic process; tRNA processing. The record is from RefSeq and is a predicted model, not a curated record. Gene Ontology annotation, cellular component: plasma membrane. Gene Ontology annotation, molecular function: flavin adenine dinucleotide binding; tRNA dihydrouridine synthase activity; glutathione gamma-glutamate hydrolase.
UUGGUAGUCUGUCGUCCCUAAUGACGCUAAUUAUCGUUUGUUUUGACGUUUGAGUUCAGACGUAAAUUCGUCUGAUAUAAACAGCAAUUAAACACGAUUUUAAUGCAACGCAAUGAAGUUUCUCAUAUCUAAUAAUUCUAUUAUUGUCUCUUUUAGCCUUACGUUUACUUACAUGAACUCGGCAUUUUCUAAAUUGAACUAUUUCUAAAAAAAGGUUAACUUUUAGGUUAACUUAAAGACUUACACAAUAAACCGAUAUGUAUUCAAGAAAUAAUUAUUACGAAAUAAAAUAAUAUUAAUAUAUUAUUAAAUAGAUUAAUUAUAAAUUAAAAUAAUAUAUAUUAAUAUUAAUAAUCAAAGAAUUCUAUUUCUGAUAAAUCAUAAGCAUUAUCAAUUCUACAUUAAACAUAAAAUAUGGAAGUGACCACCGAUAUAGUUGCGAUAUUGAAAGAGCGGAGGAUGGUAAAAAUCUGUGCACCGAUGGUUAGAUACAGCAAAUUGCAAUUCAGGACGCUUGUGAGGCGUUAUGGGUGUGAUAUAUGCUUUACUCCCAUGAUCAUGGCAGACUCGUUUGUACGAUCUUCAAAGGCCAGACAAAACGAAUUCACCACGCAUGGACAGGAUAGACCCUUGGUUGUCCAAUUCGCAGCUAAAACCGUAGACGACUUCGUUGGAGCUGCAGACCUAGUUGCACCAUACUGUAAUGGGGUGGAUUUAAAUUGCGGCUGUCCGCAACGCUGGGCCAUGAAGGAUGGAUACGGUGCUGACUUGCUGAGGAAACCGGAGCUGGUGAGCGACCUGGUGCAGCAAGUCCGAAAUCACAUACCUAGACCGUUCACUGUCUCCGUAAAGAUACGACUACUGCAAGACAUACGCCAGACGGUAGCGUUGUGCCAGACUCUGGAGAAAGUUGGUGUUUCGUUCUUAACGAUCCACGCAAGAACUCCGGAGAUGCGUAACGAGCCGAUCGAUCUGGACAAUCUCAAGCUGCUGCGAGGUCACGUGCGGUUGCCGCUCGUCGCGAACGGUGACGUGAAGAGCUUGGACAGUGCGGAGUACUUGUACAGAGAAUCCGGCUGUGAGGGAGUGAUGGCAGCCAGAGGUAUCCUGACUAAUCCGGCGUUGUUCUCGGGCGAGUCCGUCACUCCGCUGGCUUGCGUCCAAGAUUGGUUGGACAUCACGUCGGCCACACCGACUGAAUUCCAGUGUUUCCAUCAUCACCUAGUGUUCAUGCUGGAGAAAUAUGGGCCGUGCGUUUACUGUGGCAACGGACUGAAAUUUAUCACUGUCUGUUUCGCCGCAUUAACAUUUGCCAUUACUGCUAUGCUGAUUUUGCAAAUUCUCUAUACAGAGAAUAUACCACAGAGUAGUCUUCACGGUAUCCAUGGGGCGGUUGCUACGGAUUAUUCAAAUUGUUCUCAAAUCGGCACUAAAGUAUUGAGAAAGUCGAGCAAUGCAGUGGACGCUGCCGUAGCGGCAACUAUCUGCAUGUGCGUAGUAGCGCCUCAUAAAACUGGCCUUGGCGGAGGUGGUUACAUGAUGAUAUUUAACUAUAAGAAUCACACCCAUCCAGUCAUUAUUGACUUUGCGAGUAACAGUGCCGAAGGUUCCUUCGCCGAAGCUGGAAUACGCUUGCCCGCUUUGCUACGAGGAUUGGAGUUCGCUCAGAAGACGUAUGGCAGCCUGCCGUGGCGCGACGCCGUACAGCCUUCCGCGAAGUUAGCCCGAGAGGGAUUCGUCGUAUCUAAGGAUCUUGCGGAUGAAAUAUCGAGAAGCACGAAUCACGGAACGCUUUACGGCUCUCCGAAUCCAGGAGACACGUUGCAACUGCACGAGCUCGCGAGCACGUUGGACGUCGUGGCAGCAUUUGGCGCUGAAGUGCUCUAUAACGGCACUUUGUCGCACAAAGUUAUGCACGACGAUAUUUUACACGAGGGAUUACUGGAGCAGCUGGCCAAUUACAAGCCUGCAGUCACAAUUGCGGAGAGCUCGACGUUGCAUCGUCAUACCGUCUACUAUCCAUCGCACGCACCUUUCAUGCAAGCAGUACUCGAAGCGUUGGAGAGUCUCCCAGUUUACGUGGGAAAUGCGUCCACGAUCGAGUCGCAAGUGCUGGCUGCUCAAGCACUGAUGCACUUGUACCUGCCGUCCUCGCAAAACGUGCAACACGUAGGAAGAGAAAUGUAUACUGGAGUCAUGGCGGUAGACUGGCAAGAUACGUACGUUAGUGUCUUAUCUGGCUUAAACUCACCUUUAGGUCUUGGAAAUAUGACCGAAACUGGAUUUCUGUUGGAUGAUAUCGAUAGUAACGGCUUGUCCGCGUUUAUUCCCGUUGUCUUCCAUCAUGAGGUGGGGAUGUGUGGACUGCGCGGAGUGCUCGGCUCAAACGAUGCCUUUCUUAAUGGGCAAAUCUUGUACAACCUUAUCGCGCGCUCCUUGAACGUUUCAGCCGCCAUAGAAUGCCCCAGGUACUACUUUGUUUCCGACGGUAUAGUGGCCGAGAACAAUCAGAGACACUCGAUGGAAGCUACGCUGCGGGCUCGAUUACGUCCCAUGAUAUCGUCGUUGUCCAUCGAUGACAAUUUGCUCACGAGAAGCAUAAACGCGAUCGUUAAGAAAACAGAUUCGCUGUCGAGUCACUCCGACAGUCGUGGAAACGGGAUCGCGUCGCGAUUCUGAACGUACGCCUCGAUACUGUCGCGAAAUCGAGGAUUUUCGAGUAAUGUUUUUAUAAUACUGUGAUAUUAGGUAAUUCCCCGGACACGAUGAUGUUUCCACGAACACUCGUGUGCAUGCAGCAGCAGCAGAGCAGCAAUCUUUUAAAUUAUGUUUCUUAAAAUGUUCGAUAUUUUUAUUAAGUUUUAAGUGUUUUAAGUUAUUCGAAAAACGACUAGCUAACCGAUGAACGUUAGGAUAUUUGAUAUUUAAAAUAUGAUUCAGUAUUUAACGUAAAAUACUAUACAUGGACGAGUAUAUGCACAAAUACUCGUGUACAUAUAUAAAUACACACGUGUAACACGUGUUAGUCUCGUUUUGGUAGUCAGACUUUUGUCUCCAAACGAUCUCGAGAAUUUAAUCGUACGUGAGAUCUGAGACACCCUGUACAUGUAUAUAUUCGUAAACUAUCGCAUCAAUUUGCGUAUGCGUGAAGAAUUGCUACUUUCGUAUGUCGCGUUUUUUUAGUUUAAUCCGUUCGGCCGGCAAAACGAGCUGGGCUCGUAGCCAAUGACUUGAAUGAUUAUGAAGAACCAAAAUGUGCAUCUACAGACGGUAUCCAUAGUCUGUUUUUAUAUUAUUAAAGUUGUCUUAAACAUGAUCUUAAAAUAUUUGUUAGUCAAUGUCAAAGACAGCUGUGUGAGCACCUAAAAGAUAUGCUCGUGUGAUGAUAGAGCAAGUUGAGUCGAGUAAAAGGUAUUAUUUUUCAAUGAACAUUUUGAGAUAGUAAAAAGGAAUGGGGCGCAGUGACUUUUAGUAGUGGAUUAGUCUACCAACCCAGACGAUCCGGGUUCGAAUCUCGAUAGGGUCACGGUAUCUUCUGGGUGCCAUUUUCUCUCAGAAAUUCAGGCCCCUUGGAUCCACCCAGUCCAAAAAGAAAAUACCUGAUCCUUACCAGGCAGGGAGAUUGUUUGGAAAA